Molecule: messenger RNA, 1235 nt
Organism: Pelodiscus sinensis (Chinese soft-shelled turtle)
Lineage: Eukaryota; Metazoa; Chordata; Testudines; Trionychidae
Source: RefSeq, a predicted model, not a curated record
ACAUGGCCAUGCUGCAGUUUCUACAGCAGUUUGUGCAGGCUGCCUUCCUGGCCCUGCACAAGGUCAACAACAAGCUAAUCACUGAGACCUUCUCCCUGUGUGCCCUUGCAACUGCACCCCACAGUGGAGAGAUGCUUUUUGAGGCUGGACACGAGUUCCAACAGGUGGGAGCUGGCUGGUCAUGGAGGGGUGGGGCAAUCAGCAGUGACUCCAAAACUUCCGCAUGUGGAAGGCCACCUUUAUCGAGCUGUGUGCCUGGCUUGCCCCUGUCCUCCGACGAUGGGACACUCACCUGGAGAAGCGGGUCUCCAUCAGCGUCUGGAAGCUUGCCACCCCAUACAGCUACUCGUCAGUGGGCAAACAGUUCGUCGUGGGGAAGUCCACCGUUGGGGCCCUCCUCAUGGAGGUUGAGGGCCAUCAACUCCAUCCUGCUGCACAGGGUCAUCCACUUGGGAGACUUGGACCCGAUUGCUGCAGGAUUUGCCACCCUGGGGUUCUCCAGCUGUGUGGGAGUCAUUGAUGGAACCCACAUCUCAAUCUGCGCCCAGUACAUCAACAGGAAGGGCUAUUUCUCGAUGGUGCUGCAGGCCCUGGUUGACCACCGUGGACAGUUUACAGACAUUUUCAUCAGGUGGUGGGGCAGGAUGACCAACGCCCCGCGUAUUUAGAAACUCCAGCCUCUACCAGAAGCUAGAGGUUGGCACAUUUUCCCCCAGUGUGACUUUGGGGUUGGGGAAUUACAGAUGCCAGUGUGCAUUGUGGGGGACGCUGCCUCCCCCCUCAUGCUGCGGUUGAUGAAGCUGUACGUCUCCACCUGGACCCUAGCAGGGACAAUUCAGUGUCCACCUGAGCCGGGCCCGCAUGCAGUGGAAUGCGCCUUCGGGCACCUCAAGGCGAGGUUCAGAUACUUCCUGACAUACCUCGAUGUGGGGAGCACAAUGUCCCUGAGGUGGUCUCUGCGUGUUGUGUCCUCCACAACGUGGAGAGGAAGGGGGAGACCUUCCUACUGGGGUGGGGGUCAGAGGCCAGUCACGAACGGAGGGCCUUCGAACAGCUAUGCACAGGCCUGUCAGUUGGGGGUGUGCAUCCGGGAGGCCCUGAGCGAGAGUUUCUCUCAAGGCCCCCAGUAACUGUCCCCAGGGCCUCUCCACUAGGGGGAGUACCUUUCUCCACUAUACCUUUCCCAUCACAACCCCUCCCUUCCCUGAACUCUGAAUAAACACAUCUGUUUUUAU